Melitaea cinxia (Glanville fritillary) is the source of this 1041-nucleotide messenger RNA. RefSeq names its product lysosomal thioesterase PPT2 homolog (gene Ppt2). The transcript has 6 exons. The record is from RefSeq and is a predicted model, not a curated record. Gene Ontology annotation, cellular component: lysosome. Bases 81 to 944 code for a protein of 287 amino acids. NCBI's taxonomy places the organism in Eukaryota, Metazoa, Arthropoda, Insecta, Lepidoptera, Nymphalidae. Gene Ontology annotation, molecular function: thiolester hydrolase activity; palmitoyl hydrolase activity.
AUUGUUUUUAUCGACAGUUUAUUUAUUUUUUUAUACAAUUUGCGCUACGGUUCUUUGUUCGUAUUCCUAAAGUUGCCAAAAUGAUUACAAGUGUUAAACUUUCGAUUUUAGUUUUUGCAUUUUUAUUUCAUCAAAGCUUAACGUAUAAACCCGUGGUUUUAAUUCAUGGUAUUAUGACUGGCAGUGGAAGUAUGGAACUGAUCAAGAACAGAAUAGAAGAGAAACAUCCUGGCACACUAGUAUACAAUGUGAACAGAUUCGAGAGCUGGUCUAGUCUAGAAACCAUGUGGCAUCAAGUUUUGGAGAUUGGAUUGGAUGUCGCUAAUAUUUCCAGUAAACAUCCUCAGGGAAUUAAUCUUAUUGGGUAUUCCCAAGGAGGUCUGAUAGCGAGAGGCAUAGUGGAGACAUUUGAAAAUGUAUCUGUUGACACUUUCAUAUCCCUAAGUUCACCACAAGCCGGACAAUAUGGAGCUGGUUUUCUUCAUGUCGUUUUCCCUGGACUAGUCAAAGAAACAGCAUAUGAAUUAUUUUAUUCUAGAGUCGGACAACACACAUCUGUCGGUAACUACUGGAGAGAUCCGUACCAUCAAACGUUGUACGAUUUAUACAGCGUAUACCUGCCUUAUAUUAAUAAUCAUAUUCAGUCUGCAAAAUCCGAAGAUUUCAAGAAAAAUAUGCUUCGUUUAAAAAGAUUAGUGCUUAUUGGAGGUCCUGAUGAUCAAGUGAUUACGCCUUGGCAGAGUAGUCAAUUUGGCUACUACGAUGCAAACGAAACAGUCAUAGAGAUGCGUGGCCAAGAUAUUUACCUAUCAGACAAGAUUGGUCUCAAGACAUUGGACAAAACCAAGCGUCUACAUGUAGUCACCGUUCCAGGAGUCAAUCAUUUUACCUGGCAUAUGAAUGUAAGCAUUGUUGAUGAUUAUUUGUUACCCUAUCUUGAUUAAAUUAAAAAUUAUACUGAUAGGUCAUUUAGAGGUCACGGAAAUUCAAUAAUGGUCUAACCAUUUUUCAAGUUUACUUAAUUUAUUUUUUAUUGAAAGU